This is a messenger RNA of Xylaria bambusicola, 951 nucleotides long. Its product is annotated as putative cytochrome b5 protein. Gene Ontology annotation, molecular function: heme binding. Gene Ontology annotation, cellular component: membrane; intracellular membrane-bounded organelle. Bases 171 to 425 code for a protein of 84 amino acids. The record is from RefSeq and is a predicted model, not a curated record. Lineage: Eukaryota; Fungi; Ascomycota; Sordariomycetes; Xylariales; Xylariaceae. The transcript is spliced from 2 exons.
AUUUGGGGAAGACAAAUACCGAACAUCAACUGCUCUCACGUCACUAUCGAGACUACCUCACUCUCUCCUAGUUGAAUCUCCUUGCCUCUCAUUUUUCAAGCAGCAUCCUAUCCCGCGAUAAUAUCUAUACUCCACCUAUUCUUACCUCAUAUACUACCUAAUCAGCCAACAUGUCCAAGUCGUUCACAGCCAAGGAGGUCGGCGAUCACAAGGACGAGAAGAAUGGCAUGUACAUCAUUGUCGACAGCGGCGUAUACGACAUCACAAACUUCCUUGAAGAGCACCCCGGCGGUGCCAAGAUCCUGAAGCGCAUGGCCGGCAAGAACGCCACCAAACAGUUCUGGAAGUACCACGGCAACAACGUUCUCGAGAAGUACGGCGGCAAGCUCAAGGUCGGCGAGCUUGCUGAGACGGCCAAGUUGUAGGACGAGAAUGAAAUCAUACGCAUAUACAACCGCGCAUGCGGGCCAACCUGUCCGCAAUUCGAUCAUCCAUCCCCAUAUCGUGCGCCAUAGAUGUCGAUAGCAGAAUUGGUCGUCUUGGUAUAGAAAAUGGGCUUUUCUGUGCUGUGAGUAGCGAAGAGGAUAGAACAGCUCUUGCGCGUCGCCAAUCGUACCGGAGCUUUGGCACUUAGGUCUAAUGGUUUUCGAGGAGUGCCCAAGGUCUCCUUUGGAAGCCUUUUGGGCGAGACAUUAUAUAUAAGUAUGGAACCGAUCAUCUUUGCUUUCUGUAUAGACGCAUAUAUAAGCAAGCGUUGCGGCUAGAUAAGAUACCCGAUGACAGAUCUUGGAGCCCGAAGAGAGAAUACAUCAUAUUUGAGUAAUUGCAAUCUAGCGCUACAAAGCGCCUACGCUCUUUUCAUUGAACCCGCUCUGUCCACUUAGCAAGUCAAUCAACUUUCAGAUUUUCUCAACCAUGAUCGUCGAUCCUUGUCUGCUAUUAUAUCGUAAG